Messenger RNA from Pimephales promelas (fathead minnow), 1464 nucleotides. NCBI's taxonomy places the organism in Eukaryota, Metazoa, Chordata, Actinopteri, Cypriniformes, Leuciscidae. The record is from RefSeq and is a predicted model, not a curated record.
ACUCCACCGCGCUCGCAAGCAAACACAAGCGCGCUUCACUAGACAAAAGACAAUGAGCUGUCACACCUUUAAAAUGACUCAUAUGCGUUCAGAUUUAAAGAAAUGCUGAAAGGAAAAUCCAGGGAGCGAAAAAUCGGUCUGUUGUGCAGUAGGAAACCGCUGCGGGAACAAGACUACCUGUGGGCUCUGUAGUGGGCACAUAGACAACAGCUGCCAGCGGAUAUUUCAAUCUUCCGGCGGAACACACAACACAUAGCCUAUAUGGCAAAGUUCCUCGCCGAGCUGCUGGGAUGUACACUGCCCGAAAAAGGAGCAUCUCCCAUCUUCGAGUGCAGGAGUCAGCCACACAUCGGACUGAGGCAUGUCACCAAACAACGGCCUACCAUAUUUGGGACACUGAUUGAAAAACCACUGGGGGAUCACAAUGCAGACAAAAUGCCUCAAACGCCACCCUUUCCAGUGAUGUAUGGGCCCAAUGGAUACAACAAGAAUAUUUAUAAGGCCAAGGAGGAAGACUACGAAGGCCUGUAUUACCAUGACAACACCCUGGUGUCGGGGUCCUUGGAGGCACUUAUUGAGCACUUGGUCCCUACAGUGGCGUACUAUCCUGAUAGGACAUACAUCUUCACGUUUCUGCUCAGUUCCCGUCUCUUUACUCAUCCAUAUGAGCUGAUGUCCAAAGUGUGCCAUUUGUGUGUGGACCAGCAAAGGCUCAGUGAUCCUCAGGCGGACAAGGCAAGAGUCAGGAAAAUUGCUCCUAAGAUCCUGCAGUUGCUGACUGAGUGGACCGAGACGUUUCCCUAUGACUUCAGGGAUGAAAGGAUGAUGAAGAGUCUGAAGGAACUAACACAUCGUCUGAGUACUGGAGAUGAACUCUAUCGUAAAUCGGUGCAACAGAUGACACAAACGCUGAUCCGUAAGCUCACCACACUGAGUCAGUAUGAGGAGGCCCUGGCCAAGAUCAACUCGUCUGUGACCGACAGACUAACUGUUCUGAAGACCAAACCUCAGUCCAUCCAGAGAGACAUUCUGACCAUCUGCAAUGACCCCUUUACCCUGGCACAACAACUCACACACAUUGAACUGGAAAGACUGAGCUACAUUGGACCAGAGGAGUUUGUUCAGGCGUUUGUUCAGAAAGACCCUCUUGAUAACGACAAGAGAUGCUUUAGUGAUCACAAAAAAGCAAGUAACCUGGAGGCUUAUGUGGAGUGGUUCAACAGGCUCAGCUACCUGGUGGCGACGGAGAUCUGCAUGCCUGUAAAGAAGAAACAUCGGGCUCGAGUCAUUGAGUUCUUCAUCGACGUGGCACGAGAAUGCUUCAACAUUGGCAACUUCAACUCGCUCAUGGCCAUCAUUACCGGGAUGAACAUGAGGAAGGAGAGGUUUCGAGUAUGCCUUUGUCUGCAUUUCUUUCAAGAGACACUUCUCAUCCACAUGAGGAUGGGACUGGGCACUUUCUGA